Messenger RNA from Staurois parvus, 381 nucleotides. The record is from the annotation of a GenBank genome assembly. Lineage: Eukaryota; Metazoa; Chordata; Amphibia; Anura; Ranidae.
UCAAUCUCUGCGGCAUCAUUUAUGCUGAAUUUAAGUGAUUUUCUUCUGAAAACAAGCCUGAGAGAGAGAAGCAGGAAUCUGAUUGGUCCGGUUUCUGGUUCUGUAAAUCUGGAUGCCAGCUGGUGCAAACAUAGUGGGAACCCAGGCCUCCCACAAUCAUCUCCCAAAAUUCUCCUUGAUGUGAGAUGUGGAGUACUACAGGUUUUCUGGGGUCAGGAGAACCUAAAUUGUUUGACGCACUUAAAUGAGCUCGUCCAAGAAUACCUGAGGAAAGAGCCGGGAUUGGGAAUGUCAAAUUCUGAACAGCCUGUUCUCCCAGUAUCGCCUGCUGUCAUUAGACCCUCAACCUGUAAUACAGAACACAGUUCUGAUGACCUGCGG